AUAUCAACGUCCCUCGACAGUAGGCGCAGUGUGCUUUAGGCCGUGGCCGAACUUCUCUUCCUUUAGCCGGUGAACGCUAACGUGCGCAAGGGCGUUUCCUCCCUUUUCUCACUCUCUCUCUCUAGAAGAUUCCAUUCACGCGACCUCAGACACUCACACACAGCUCCAACGUUCAGGUCCGAUCCUUCCUUUUGCCCCCUCAAAAAACCCUAAUUUUCUAACAUUUCUUACUAUUUCAUCUCAAUUUUGGGCUGUUCGUAGUUGUUAACAAUUCAUAGGCUCUAAUUUUGAAUGUACUUUUAGUUAACUGAAAAACUGAAAUAGUAUUAUUAAUUGUUUGCAUUGGCUCUAAUUUUCUGGAAAAGGAAGAAGAUUUGUGUUUUUUUUGGAUAUGAAUGUUGUUGUGUUUAUGAACUCUGGAUUUGUUUUGCUGAUUCAGUACCCUGGAAUGGUUGUAUAUUGAAUGUGUUGAUGGAAUUUUGGCUAGGGUUUACAUGUGGAGGAGGGGAGUGUAUUGAUUGAUGCCCUAGAGGCAUGGGGGAGGAAGAGAAUAUCAAAUUAGGGUUGGAGAUAGCACCUAAGAAGCGUGUCGAGAUGGAGUUUGAUUCAGGAGAUGAUGAGCCUAUUGGGUCUUUACUGAAGCUAAAAAGCAAAAAGAACUUGAAAAAAGUCAAGGUGGAACUAGGUAGUAACAAGGCUGUGGUUCGAAAAGCAGCGGUUAAGGAUGAAGAUUUGGUUGGCAUGGAUGAUACCUUAGCUAGUUUUAGGAAAAAGUUGAAGGGUCCUAAGAAGGAUAGUGGAUCUGUAUCAACUAUUGGGAAAAGUUCAAGUAAUUUGACAGUGCAAUCUCUAGAUGGGUCUGUGAACGUAAUGGCCAAGAUUGUGGAAAAGGAUCGGUCAGAUGUGGAUUGUCUAUCUGAAGGGACAAUCAAUAAAGGUUUUGAGAAAGGAAAUAAGAGAAAGAGUAAGAGGCCAAAGCUUGCUUUGGAGCCACAGAAAGUGGAGGUAUCUGGGGAUAUCUCCUUGCUAUGUGAUAAAAAGAGUGGAAAAAGCUCUCCUAAUUGCAUUGAUGGUGGCAUUCUAGAAGAUUCACUAUCAGCUUUUCUGAAGAAAACACAAUCUGGUUUGAUUAAGAGAUCCCACAGUCCUUUGCAGUUGAAAAGAGGGAAGGAAAGUGAAGCUUUAUGUGAUGUUUUGAACUCGAGCCCUAUUGCAACAGAAACCGUUUCUUCCGUAAGUAUGUGCCGGAAAUUGGUUGAAGAAAUUCCUGAAUCCAAUGAGAGUGUGCGCGUGGCACUUGAUAGCGUUUCAGUAGAUAUGCAGUCAAAAUCAGGUGAGUUAAUGCCCAUAAAGGAAGAAUGUGUCCAACACCUUUCAUGGCCAGAGCUUUCUUCUUCUGCAUUGAACAAUGAUGAGUUGUUGAAAUCAAGCAAUGAGAUAGAUGAUGCAUCUUCCAUUAAGGUCUCAGGUGUCCUAGAUGGUGAGAUCAAAUGUCACAUUAAACUUAGUGAAGAGGAAAUUGCCAGUGUGAAUGAUAUUGCGGGUGGAAAUUGUAAGGAUCUUCAUGAUGAGGGUCUCUUGAAGAACUGGCCUAAUUGUCAUGAAAAGUCUGCUUCCAAGGACGGUUUUAGUGAUCAUUCAAUAACAGCAGGUCGUGAUAUUUCGUCUGUACAUACCAGUACUCCUGAGAAUAUCGAGAAGCUUGAGUUUGAGCAUCCUGUGUCAGAAACCAAGUUCAAUGCUGAUAUGGAUGUGAACUCAAAUGCAAUUUUAAGCAGCCAGGAAACUCAUGUAGAUGAUCAAAUUUGCUCUUCAAGCCAAGCAGAUGAUUCAGGUUCUUGUAGAAGCGUUCAGUUAUUGAACAAACUUGAUAAACCACUAGGAAGCAUUGGAAAUGUGUGUAUUCAAACUUUGAUGCCAUCCACCUGCCUUUUAGAAGGCCCACCUGCAGCCAAGGAGGAGACAGGCGCGGAAGGUUGUGGGUAUGCUCAAGUUUGUUUGACGCCUGAUUUUGUUGCAGCAGAUAAGCGUUCAAAUGACAUUUAUGAUGAGCAGCGAAUUUCUGGUGAUUCUGUUGAUGACCAAGCUUGUGCUCCAGUUUCCUUGUCAAAGGAGGAUGGUCAAGUGUUUGAGGGUGGGUUAUCUCCAGUGGCUAUAGAAAGGAAUCAGCAAGUUAAAGUUGCCAGCCAGAUGAAGCACGAGGACCAAAGCAUGGAGAAUGGUGAUGACAUCUAUGGUUCUUCUAAACAAAUGACUAUUGAUAAUUCUGCCACCUCAUUGCGCAAGUGCGCUUCAGCUUUCCAUCCGAGUCAACUGGCUGAUGAGAAUUGUGAAGGUGCCAAUCAUCAAAGUCGUGAAUUUGUUACUGGAGAUGAUGAGGCUGAUGCCACAUCUUCUCCAUCAAUUACACCAGAAUGUGAUGAAAACAUUGCUGAAGAAACUGAGUCUCAACUGGCUACCGAGGGAAAAGGGCAGAGACUCUUUUCUGGUCAACGUGCUCCACGUAAGAUCAAAAAGCGUAGGCACGGGGACAUGGCCUAUGAGGGUGAUGUUGAUUGGGAAAUUCUGGUGCAUGGGCAAGAUUUUCUUCUCAGUCAUCAGGAUGGAGAUGGUAGACAUUCCUUCAGAACAAGAGAGAAGCUCGAGUCUAUGUUGAUAGGUAUGGAUACUAAAAAUGGCGGGGCAGCAGCAGUAUCUGUUGGGCUGAAAGCUCGUGAAGUUGGGCCAGUAGAAAGAAUCAAGUUUAAGGAGGUGCUGAAGCGCAAAGGUGGACUCCUGGAAUAUCUAGAAUGCAGGAAUGAGAUUUUGAGCCUUUGGAAUAAAGACAUCAGUCGUGUCUUACCUCUUUCAGAAUGUGGAGUGUCUGAAACCCCUUUGGCGGAUGAAUCACCUCGGGCUUCUUUAAUUAGGCAAAUCUAUUCAUUUCUUGAUCACUGUGGCUACAUAAAUUUUGGAAUUGCUUCAGAAAAGGAUAAAGCUGAAAAUGGUGUCGACCACAACUUGAAAAUUUUGAAAGAAGAAAAAUUUGUAGAAAACACUGGAGCUCCUGUUACUGAUACGGAUGAUGGAGUUUCUUUUAUUCUUGGGAGGUCAAAGAGUUCUGAGAUUGUCAUGCCAGAGAAGAAUGAUGUUUCAUCUGAUGAAGGGAAAAAGAUAGAAAACAGUGGAACUGAUUGCCAGCUCAUUGAUAGGCCGGCCAUAGAGUUAUCUACUCUAUCGGAGCAACGAGAAUGUCCUGCUGAUGAUUUGCGGGUAAAUGGUUAUCUUGAUAUACAGUCACCCUGUCAACCAUUUGAUUUAGGUUCAGUUGGUCCAGUGCCUUCAGGUGAAGUUAAGGAUAGUGAAUUACAGAAUAUUGUACAUCCAGAUUUUUUGCCUCCUAACAAUACAGAGAUUGAUGGUAGAACAGCCGAUAAACAUCUUGUGAUUUCAGAAGAUACUUGUGGGUUCCCACCUGACUCAUUCGGGAGUCAGAGGCAAAACACAUGUUGUGAUGAAAAAGGGAAAAAAAGAAUAAUUGUUGUUGGUGCUGGUCCUGCUGGCCUAACCGCAGCACGGCACCUGAAACGCCAAGGAUUCCAUGUUACCGUGCUCGAGGCCAGAAGUAGAAUAGGUGGUCGUGUUUUUACAGAUCGCUCAUCUCUCUCUGUCCCAGUUGACCUUGGUGCUAGCAUUAUUACCGGUAUUGAGGCAGAUGUGGCGACUGAAAGAAGACCGGAUCCUUCUUCAUUGAUUUGUGCACAGUUGGGUCUUGAAUUGACUGUGUUGAACAGUGAUUGUCCACUGUACGAUGUAGCUACUGGCCAGAAAGUACCAGCAGAUCUAGAUGAAGCAUUGGAAGCAGAAUUCAAUAGCUUAUUGGAUGAUAUGGUACUGUUGGUUGCUCAAAAAGGGGAGCAUGCGAUGCGGAUGUCUUUGGAGGAUGGUUUAGAAUAUGCACUUAAGAGACGUCGCAAGGCUCGUUUUGCAAGAAAUCAUAUGGGUAAUGAACCACAAAAAUCAUCAGUAACAGCAGUGGAAUCCAUGACACUUCCUGAUGGGGGAACUUCUCAAAAUCUUAGUUCUAAGAUAGAGAUCUUGAGCCCUCUUGAGAGGAGGGUAAUGGAUUGGCAUUUUGCCAACUUGGAGUAUGGUUGUGCUGCAUUACUUAAAGAAGUCUCUCUUCCUUAUUGGAAUCAGGAUGAUGCAUAUGGAGGUUUUGGUGGAGCUCAUUGUAUGAUUAAAGGCGGCUACAGCUCCGUUGUUGAAUCUCUGCGUGAGGGACUUUGCGUUCACUUAAACCACAUUGUUACUGAUAUUUCAUAUUGCAAAGAAGACAUUCCGACAAAAAAUGACUUAUUUAACAAGGUAAAAGUUUCUACGUCAAAUGGACGAGAGUUUUCAGGAGAUGCAGUCCUUAUUACAGUUCCAUUAGGGUGUCUUAAGGCAGAAACCAUUAAAUUUUCACCACCUUUACCCUACUGGAAAGAUUUGUCUAUCCAACGGCUCGGCUUUGGUGUUCUUAAUAAAGUUGUGUUGGAGUUUCCUGAAGUAUUUUGGGACGAUUCUAUUGAUUACUUUGGUGCGACUGCAGAAGAAACAGACCAGAGGGGGAGAUGCUUUAUGUUCUGGAAUGUCAAGAAAACUGUUGGGGCACCUGUUCUUAUAGCGUUAGUGGUUGGAAAAGCUGCUAUAGAUGGCCAGGACAUGAGCUCCUCUGACCAUGUAAAGCAUUCAUUACUGGUUCUGCGCAAGCUUUAUGGUGAGAACAGGGUACCUGAUCCAGUUGCUUCUGUGGUCACCGACUGGGGAAAAGAUCCUUAUAGCUAUGGGGCUUACUCUUAUGUGGCUGUAGGGUCAUCUGGAGAAGAUUAUGACAUAUUGGGCAGGCCUGUGGAGAACUGUAUAUUUUUUGCGGGUGAAGCUACUUGCAAGGAGCACCCUGACACAGUUGGUGGUGCAAUGAUGAGUGGGUUACGAGAAGCUGUGCGCAUAAUCGAUAUAUUGACUACAGGCACUGAUUACACAGCAGAAGUAGAGGCAAUGGAGGAUGCAAAGAGGCAUUCGGAUGUUGAAAGGAGUGAAAUAAGGGACAUUAUGAAGAGACUUGAAGCAGUAGAGCUCUCAAGUGUAUUGUGCAAGAACUCUUUGGAUGGGGUGCAGAUUUUGACCCGGGAAAAUUUGUUAAGGGACUUGUUCUGUAAUGCCAACACAACAGCAGGAAGAUUGCAUCUCGCGAAAGAACUGUUGAAACUUCCUGUAGAAGUGUUGAGAUCUUUUGCUGGAACUAAAGAAGGCCUUAGCACACUUAAUUUGUGGAUGCUGGACUCCUUGGGCAAAGAUGGGACCCAACUCUUGCGUCAUUGUGUUCGUAUACUAGUAAAGGUUUCAACUGAUUUGCUUGCAGUCCGACUGUCAGGUAUCGGGAAAACUGUAAAAGAAAAAGUCUGUGUGCAUACUAGCCGUGACAUACGUGCCAUAGCAAGUCAGCUUGUCAAUGUGUGGAUAGAAAUUUUUCGAAAGGAGAAGGCUGCUAAUGGUGGUCUGAAAUUAUUAAGGCAAUCCACUACUGCUGAUACUUCAAAGAGUAAACACACUGGAGCACCUGGAAAACCACCAAUUCGCAAUGCCAACAACAAGAAGCUGAAUGUCAAGCUAGCCACGUUAGAAACUAUUCCAGAUGUUGAACCAUCAACCUCUCAAGCGUCAGUAGGAAGGCAAAAUGAUACCACUGAGGAAAGGCAAGAUUUUCCCAUGUCUGAGGAUGAAAAGGCUGCAUUCGCCGCUGCAGAAGCAGCUCGUGUUGCUGCUCUUGCAGCUGCUGAGGCUUAUGCUUCAUCUGGUGCUAAGUGUAACAUGCCUCUGCAGCUUCCUAAGAUACCCUCAUUUCACAAAUUUGCUAGACGGGAACAAUAUGCAAAUGAUGAGUCUGACAUCAGAAGGAAUUGGCCUGGUGGUGCAGUAGGAAGGCAAGAUUGCUUAUCUGAAAUAGACUCCCGCAACUGCCGAGUGAGGGAUUGGUCUGUUGAUUUUUCUGCUGCUGGUGUGAACCUUGACAGUUCAAGAAUGUCUGUUGAUAAUCGCUCGCAGCGUAGCCUCUCAAAUGACAAUGCAUGUCAGUUUAAUUUUAGGGAGCACUCAGGAGAAAGUGCACCUGUAGAUAGUAGUAUAUUCACCAAAGCUUGGGUUGAUAGCUCAAGUAGUAUAGGGAUAAAGGAUUACAAUGCCAUUGAAAUGUGGCAAUGUCAAGCAGCUGCUGCUAAUUCUGAUUUCUAUGAUCCAGUGAUGCAUGUCACUGAUGAAGAGGAUUCAAACAUGAGUUCCAAAAUGCUUAUGAGAAAGCAUGAUGUGUUAGUGUGUGAGAGCUCUGCUUCACAAAUUACUGUAAAUAAAGAGAUGUUGCAUGAUCAGCCGAGAGGAGCAGAAAGAAUCAAGCAGGCUGUUGUAGAUUAUGUUGGAUCUUUGCUGAUGCCUCUUUAUAAAGCACGGAAACUCGAUAAGGAAGGGUAUAAAUCAAUAAUGAAGAAAACUGCUACAAAGGUAAUGGAACAUGCCACGGAUGCUGAAAAGUCAAUGCUGGUGUACGAAUUUCUUGAUUUCAAACGUAAAAACAAGAUUAGAGAUUUCGUUGACAAGUUGAUAGAAAGGUAUAUGCUGAUGAAGCCGGGUGCAAAAUCAUAAUGGACCACGGAUGAAUAAUCAUCCUUAUUGAUGCUUUGCCACAGCGUGAUUGGUCUGAUCAAUUUGUUCACUAGUGGAUACCACAAUCAUUGGCGAGUGAGGAAUGUCUUCCUCAUUAAAAAAUGAUCCUUGCUAAGCUAGUUGUCUAUAGAGCUGCAGGCAAGAAAGACAAGACCGUUUUGUUGAGCAUCUUGUGGAUCUGUUAAUAGUCAGAGACUGAUCAAUUGUCCUGCCAUAAAUUUGGCACUUUUGACAUUUCUGUAGCAGUGUGCCUGCAAGAAAAACAUUCUCAAGGUGGAAAAGUCGGUUGAAAAGAUAAACAUUUUUGCCAUGUGAAUGUUAUACUUCUACUCCUGCUGAUAGACGUGAAUUCCUUCGGAGAUAACAAGAUUAGGUUUACAAUUGGUAGUCAGAUUUGAAGCUGUAUUAUUUAGGGAAAAAGUAGCCCUUUCUUUCUUUCUUUCUUUCUUUCAGUUCUGGGUUCUCUUUUGAAUCACUUCUGACUUUUCUUUAGUUUUGGUAUGUGUACAGCUUAGGAUUGUUAUUGUUGCAACAAAUAUACAUAACAUUUUGAGGCAUCAUAUCCUUACUUCAUUUUGAAA
Messenger RNA from Nicotiana attenuata, 7262 nucleotides. RefSeq names its product lysine-specific histone demethylase 1 homolog 3. Gene Ontology annotation, molecular function: protein binding; oxidoreductase activity. The record is from RefSeq and is a predicted model, not a curated record. The transcript has 8 exons. The coding region runs from base 535 to 6660 and encodes 2041 amino acids. Lineage: Eukaryota; Viridiplantae; Streptophyta; Magnoliopsida; Solanales; Solanaceae.